AUGGAGGACAAUGAUUCCUUGUUAGACCAUUUCAGUAGGGUAGUCCAAUACUGUGACAUUUGUGGCAGUCUUCUCGACGAGAGCCCCGAGGAAACUUUGCAGUGUGAGCUGUGUGGGAAGCUUGCGAAGAAUACUGUGUUCUUUCAUACGCAGACCACCGUGUCCGAAAACUUUCCGUCGAAGCUGAGGAACAAGAUGAAAUCGUUCACCGAGAAGGCUACGCGUGACGAACUUGGCCCCGGUCCUACUAUUGAAGUCGACUGUGUCAAAUGCCCCUCUAAGGACGUGACCUAUUCUCAGGUGCAGCUAAGGAGCGCCGAUGAAGGAAGCACUAUCUUUUACAACUGUCUGAAAUGUGGACACAGGUAA
Messenger RNA from Aspergillus oryzae RIB40, 369 nucleotides. RefSeq lists its product as uncharacterized. The coding region runs from base 1 to 369 and encodes 122 amino acids. The transcript is spliced from 3 exons. Gene Ontology annotation, molecular function: DNA-directed RNA polymerase activity; nucleic acid binding; zinc ion binding. Lineage: Eukaryota; Fungi; Ascomycota; Eurotiomycetes; Eurotiales; Aspergillaceae. Gene Ontology annotation, cellular component: RNA polymerase I complex. Gene Ontology annotation, biological process: DNA-templated transcription; termination of RNA polymerase I transcription. The record is from RefSeq and is a predicted model, not a curated record.